Molecule: messenger RNA, 4896 nt
Organism: Anopheles funestus (African malaria mosquito)
Lineage: Eukaryota; Metazoa; Arthropoda; Insecta; Diptera; Culicidae
Product: cytochrome b5 reductase 4
Exons: 6
Coding region: 1700-3685 (661 amino acids)
Biological process (GO): superoxide metabolic process; generation of precursor metabolites and energy
Cellular component (GO): endoplasmic reticulum
Molecular function (GO): heme binding; oxidoreductase activity
Source: RefSeq, a predicted model, not a curated record
AUAAGCUGCAGCUUCCCAAUUUAAAGAAUGAAGUUAAACAUGUAACAACUUCUCCCAUGCGCUCUCCAGUUAAUCAGUCGAUGCUUCUUCCCAAACAAUCGUCUACUUCAGCUACAGGUAGGUGGGGAGUAUGAUUAAAAACGCUACGGUCGCAAUCAACAUGCAUGAAUUAAAAUUAAAGCAUAUGCUACGAAAACCGAUACCACUUUCACCAUCAACAGAAUGCGGUGCGGUGCGAUCUUUGACCGCAAUAAUUUCAUUUUACAUUUUUCUUCUUAAACAAUUUGUCCACAUGCAUCAAGCAAGUUUAAAUUUGAAGUAUGUUCUUUGAAAACAAAAAUACAACAGCUCGUCACACAAACAUCUCUUUGAUCUUUGUCAUCCUGACUUCUACGCUUCAGUAGGUAGUAGUAAAAAAAAUAACCACCUCCGCUUGAUGAUGCUUUUGUUGCAUUCUGACUUCCGCCCGUUCCAGUGUACCAAUGUACUUCAGUGCAAAUGAAUAUUUCAACAGACAGGCAGUGAAAAUCGAAACCCACCCCCGCCCCAAUCCCCGUCCACGUCAUGACGCACGCGAAGCUUUUCAUUGAUAAAACCUUCAAACGUGGUUCAUGUAAAGUGAGCGGGAAAUUAUAUGUACAUGUGAAAAAUCAGCAUGAGAACGCUUUUUGACGAGAGCAACCACAACAUGCAGCCUCUCUCUCACCUGUUCAUGUAUAAAAAGCUUCUCACGGAAUUAAACCAAGAAAGACGUUUUUGUUGCGUCCCAAUGUGGUGGCUCUCACGUUUCGGCAGAACGGAUGGUGCUCGGCAGGAAAAUUUUCGACUAGCUUUCAGUUUUUCUUGCGACGGACGGUCGACACGAUGCACUCGGCGAGCGUCUGUGCUGUACGAGUCGCGAAAAAUCGGUUCGAUCGAAUAUUCUGUGUACAGCACAAUGGUGGCAAUGGUGGUGCUGAUAGCUUCCAGUAGUUGGCAACCAUCGUGCACUGUCGAUGGUACGAAGAGUGUUACCAUACAGCAAGUAAAACAAUAUCAGAAAAAACACAACCCAUAAACCUAUGGGCCUUGUGUAAAUUUCAAUCCGCUCGGGAAGUGUAGUGUUUGUUUGGUUUUUUUUUUGUUAUUGCCUUGCCCUGCGAACACUACGGUUGUACAAUGAUGUCCUUCAGCCUACGUUUUAUUAAUAAUCAUUCAACUAACCAAAUGAAUGUACAUUAUCCAUGACUAAUAACCAAUAGUGGCUAAUGAUAAACCAUAUCGAGAAACGCGUGCAGUGAAAUCAGGUUUCUCACAAGCGUACCGAUUAAGUGUGUAGUUUCGGUGGCAAACAACGGUAUGCAAACGCUACUUCUUAGCCAUCGAAACCGAUCAAUGUCGCUGGAAAACCGUUUUGGGCAGGAAUUGAAGCGGAAUCUAACCAUCCGAAGCAACCGCGCUUCGUCAGUAUCACCAAGGCGGAAAUGUGUAGCGUAUCUGAAACGUCCGUCGUUUGAAAAUCGAUCGAACCGCCGGUUUCUCUAUCGCUAGGCAUCGUACCAAGCCACACCAUGAUCGAAACCGCGUCAGCAUUGAUGGGUGAACAACACGCGUAUCGCUGACACUUCGUCACCUCUCCUGACGCCUGGUGAUUGUGGUGAAAAUUGCUAUCCUUUCACCUUCGGUCUCCGGGCAGGCAACAGUAUCUCGGCACAGGCGAAUGAUGAAUUUGUGUGGCUGGCUGAAGACAUUUAAACGCAAGGGAAAAAAUGCAGUCGGCACGAGCGGGGCAGAAGACGAAGCUGUGGACGAAAUGGCGCCACAGGGGGAAAGCGAAAUUGGCGAACGGUCAACGAGCGGGAAACGUGCUAAUGGUGGAAGCCGUUUCGGUGGGGGCUGGGGAAGGAAAAUUAAAAGUGUCACUAAACUGGCGACCAGUGAACGAAUUAACGGCCAGCGGGAAGGCACACCGCGGGCGAAGGAAACCGAUUCGUGCGAGAAUGACAUCGCCGAGGAAGCUGUUGUCGAAUGUGAUGAUGAAGGCAACCCUCGGAACAAAACCGCACUGAAGCCGGGUCAUUCGUUGAUGGACUGGAUCCGGCUGGGCAACUCGGGCACCGAUCUGUCCGGCACCGGGGGUCGUGUUGUACCGGUCAGCCAUACCGAACUCGCCAAGCAUGAUCGGCCUGAAGACGCCUGGAUGGCUAUCCGGGGGAAGGUGUACAACGUGACGCGAUACAUGAACUUUCAUCCCGGAGGUGCCGAAGAGCUGAUGCGAGGAGCCGGCAAGGAUGCGACGCGACUGUUCGAGGAGGUACACGCUUGGGUGAACUACGAAUCCCUGCUAGCGAAGUGCUACAUCGGUCCGCUCCGUAAUACAGUUACCAUCAAUCUAGCCGACAGCACUAAUCCGAACAGUAAGCUCCCACCGCCACCACCGUCGUGGACUGCGAAAGCUUCCAAGUCUGGGCCCUCCUCGAACGUUACGGCCACCACUACCAUCACCUCGCCCACACCAUCCGGCAAGGAUACGCUUGAUACUGCCCCAAUAUCACCGCCACCCUUAUCGAUCGUCAGCUCGGCCAGUGACGAUUCGCUUAAGCUGUCCGUACCGAUCGUGCCACGUUUUGACUGGAUACAGAAAACGUCCGAACUGACGCUUAUCUUCUACACCCGUUCGCUUGCCAAUCCGGGCAUAAUGGUGGAGUGUGUGGACCAUCUCGAGGUGACAGUUAACAUUUUGGUCGAAUCGAGCGUACAGCAUCGGUACCGUUUCCAUCUAGCCAACAACGUACGGUGGCCCUGCACUGCCCGCACAUCGCUCGAGUCGGGCAAAGUAGAGCUAAUAUUUAACAAACUUUGUCCCGCGCUUUGGACCAGCUACGGUAUGAUGACGUACGAGCGGCGUGAAAAUUGUGAACUGCAACUGCACGAAUACGAUGUGGCGACGCGGAUUGAAAUUACGCACGAUUCGUGCGCUUUAUUGUUGCGUCCGAAAAACAACAGCUUACUGCAAGUUACACCGGUUGGCUAUCACGUAUCCGUUUCCGCUUCUAUCGAGGGUGAAUACGUGUCGCGAAGUUACACACCCGUUCCGGCCAGCUGCGUCGGUACGGAUUGUCCGGGAACGUUUAUACCGCUGCUUGUAAAAUCCUACCCGGACGGAUGUUUAUCGAAGCAUCUUACACGGCCGGUACCGCUCGGUACAUCGCUGCAGGUGUCCCAACCGAGUGGAAACUUCCUGCUAAGCAAAUUGCGACAUCACAAUCGAUUUGCGCUGCUGGCUGCCGGCAGUGGACUGACCCCAAUGCUCGCCUUACUGCACUAUCUGCUCGAACGGAACAGCAAUCGGAUAGAACACAUCUGUUUGCUGUACUUCAACAAAACCGAAGCGGAUAUCUGGUGCCGAGAGAUGCUGGAAAAUUUAUGCAAAAAGGACAAAAGAUUCACCCUGAGACAUUACUUAUCGGAGGUAGAACUUGCGGACGGCAGCGACGGUGGUACGACGAGUGUGGAAAAUCAUUCGACCUUCGUCCAUGGUCGCGUGACGCCGGACAUCAUCCGUCAGCUGACGACAAAGGAUUCACCCCUGUACGCCACCUACUGUUGCCUGUGCGGACCGAAACCAUUCAACGAGCUGUGCCAGCAGUACUUCCAACAGAUGGACGACCAUAAUCCGAAGCAUCUGCACUGUUUUCAGGGUUAGGCAAAUAAAAGAGAGAGAGAGAGAGUGAGUGAGUGAGAAUGGAAAAAAACCAUACCCCAACAAACUCCCGCAUGUGUACGACAUUGUGAUAGAACCAUUACAACAACAUCCACAACAUACGGCGUUAGUACUCCCGUACUCUACUGAUGCUGAUACGGCACGAAGAGAUAUCCCGAAACCGAAUUCGUAGCAAAAACAAAAAAAAACCGAUAGAAAAAGAGUUUCAGUACGCACCAAAUAGUUUGUUAGCGAAGCCGUGUGUGUGCACACCGAAAAUGUGUAGAAAGAAAAGCUUUAUGCACCUACAACAAACAGCACGUAGAGAGGCUCUUAGAGAGAACAAAACCAAGGGCACAAUUUCAGGCACACGUUUAGAAGCUUUCUCGUUUCCUUUCAAACAAACAAACAAACAAACCAAACUGCACCACCAAAGUUUGUUGUUGGCGAAAAUUAAGCGAUCAAGGAAGAGAAGUGAAUGUUCCUGAUGUGUAACAAUUAUCCCCGUUUUUUGGAACAGAUAAUUACCGUGCGAAGAGCGAUGCAAUGGAAACAGUUUUAUUUCUUAAAAAAACACACACACGCCUACGUACGCGUUUGCGUAUGCAAAGUACAGGUUGUUUUUUUUUUAUAACCCAAGAAAAACCCUCUUUAGAUGCAUUUUUUAAAAGUGUUGAGUAAGUACUUAAGGCCUUGUUUUUUUUUUGUAUUGAACCCCUUCCCGCCCCGGAAAAGAAGAGCAAUGGUACUGAUUGUUAUUCGUAAGCGUAUUGUACCCACUGUGUUAAUGAAGAAAGAAAUAGUAAAAAGAAAAUAAUACGAAUGUUAGGGUACAGGAAAAAUAGGAGGGGUUUUUAAUAUUCCUUCUUUAAGCCACAUCUUAUUGGGGUGGGGGAUUGGGAUAAGGGUAGGAAUAAAAGGGGAGAAAAGGAAAAGAAUAAGUGUAUAGUAAUAUAGUAAAAAAAAAAAUACAAGAAAUCGAGAUGUCUAUUUUCAAAAUGAACAAAACCUGUCUGUGUGUUUGUUAUUUUUCUUUCUUUAUUGCUUUGAAAUUAAGUGACCCGAAAAGAAGAAAGAUUUUUUUUUGUUUUUACAUAUUUUUUUUCAUGUUUCGUUUCGUCAUUCUGUAAGGUUGUCUGAAAAUAUUGUUGGGUUUGGGUGUGUAUUUUAGAAAGCGAUGCACUUAAACGAAAAAUUGCACCAUGAUGAAUCUU